AUGCUCGACGCGCCUCUCUCAAACGGCGUACAUCACAUUAACGGUCACUCCACCCCCGACUCCCCUAUCGACUCUCCAGCGACCCCCGUCGACAAUUCCACAGCUCCCGACGUCAAGAUUGAUGUUGACUACACCGAAGGGGAGAGCGACGUGCGCCACGAGCCUAUGCCUCUGAAGCUCGACAAGCUCGACAACGCGUCUGUCCUACCGCAGGUUGGCACGCCUGCUGACCCAGCCACCAUCCCCAUCGAGCCUCCAAAGGGAACCCCGCCGCCGCCGCCAGGCCAACUCCUAGAGGAUGUGCGCGUGGCGGAGCAACAACCCUUGCCUACUACGGACAGUGAUGUUGUUAUGGCCGAUGCCGUCGAACACCCAUCGACGGCUCACGGUCUUCCUAACGGACACGCUCUAGAUUCCCCCGCUGCCACGCCUGUCUCCUCUAUACCCGCUGUAUCGUCCAGCGAAACUGCUGUCGACUCACUAGGAGCCACAUCUCCGUACCCUAAUAAUAAGCAUGCUAAUGAACAUGAUGAUGAUGAUGACCAUAAACCACCUGCUAAGAGAGCGCGGAAAUAUUCGGACGCAGACAAAGCUUCGCUGGCAAAUACUGGCACUCCACCUCCAGCGUCUGCAUCUCCCGACGUUGGGACUCAUGCUCCACUUCCCUCUACUACUACGUCCACGCUUAGUCCCGCGCAGUGGCGUUUUGCCACCUCAACCAUCCGCACCCUCAAGAAGGUCAAGGAGGCUGUACCCUUUUUGCACCCUGUGGAUACGGUGGGUCUCAACAUUCCGCAUUAUCCGACCAUCAUAAAGCACCCGAUGGAUUUCUCCACCAUCGAUCGCAAGCUUGCUUCUUCGAGUCCUUUGAAGCCGGACUCUAACCCUGCGAACCCUCGUUACUACAACGCCGACGAGUUCAUCGCGGAUGUGCGUCUGAUCUUCAGCAACUGUCUCACCUUCAACGGCCCGGAGCAUGCCGUCAUGCUCAUGGGAAAGCGGGUCGAAGCCGUCUUCGACAAGCAGAUCAAGCAGAUGCCUCCUGCAGAGGAGCGAAAGCCCGUCAUCGUCAAGAAGGUAGCCACCCCCCCUCCACCCCCUCCAGCGAAGAAAGUUGCUGCUGCCCGCCGCCCGUCCGUGAAUGUUCCCGUGAUCCGUCGCAACGACGAGAACGUCGGUCGUCCGAAACGGGAAAUUCAUCCACCACCCCCCAAGGACCUCCCGUACGCCGAUAUUCCGAAGAAGACACGAAAGGUCAAGCGCGCAAAGAACGAUGCGCACGCCGAACAGCUGAAGUUCUGCGACAAGCUUUUGAAGGAUCUGCAACGGAAGAACCACUAUUCGAUUGCGCAUCCGUUCUAUGAGCCAGUCGAUUAUGUUAAAAUGGAAAUUCCGAGCUAUCCGAAGGUCAUCAAGAAGCCCAUGGACCUUUCUACGAUGAGGAAGAAACUUCAGAACGGGGAGUAUCUGACUGCGGAGAAGUUCCGGGACGACUUCAAGCAGAUGAUCCGCAACUGCGCGACUUUCAACCCUCCGGGCAAUCCGGUCCACGAGGCGGGCAAGUCGUUUGACCGCCUCUUCGAUGAGAAGUGGGCGAACCUCCCUUCAUUGCAUUCUCACGAGGUGUCGGAGGAUGAGUACGACGAUGACGAAGAGGAUAGCGAGGACGAUCGUGCUCGCAUGAUUGCCACCAUGGAGAAUCAGAUCCAGACCAUGAAGAGUAGUCUUGAUUCGCUCAAGAAGAAGGGCAAGGAGCUGAAGAAGAAGGAAAAGAAGAAAGAGAAGGCUGUACCCCCGGUCGCGAGUACCUCGAAACAUGCGAGCAAGCCGGGCAAAGCUGCAGCAUCAAACGGCCGGAAGAAGGGCAAGAAGCCCAUUACCGACGACGACGUCCUGUCAUUCGAGCAGAAGAAGGAUCUCAGUGAUACCAUCAGCAAGCUCGACGGUGCGAAGCUCGAGAAAGUCAUUCAGAUCAUCCAUGACGGCGUGCCGGAGAUCCGAGACAGCACCGAAGAGAUCGAGCUCGAGAUCGAUCUUCUUCCAGCCUCUGUUCUCACGAAGUUGUACAACUUCGUCAUCCGACCCAUGCGGACACCUGCAACGAAACGGAGUCGCACAGGGAAGGGUACCGGAACAGGAGGCUUGAAGCGGAAGAGCAUGGAUGAAGAUGUGGAGGCGGCGAAGAUUCGAGCGCUGGAGGCCAGGAUGAAGCUCUUCGAGGGUGGUCAGGCGGGCGCUAGCGACGUCGCGCCUGGGGAAGAGAGCGAGCACUCCUCUGCGGAGUCUAGCUCAGAGAGCUCUGCCAGCGACUCGGAGUAG
This is a messenger RNA of Sparassis crispa, 2319 nucleotides long. RefSeq names its product Bromodomain-containing factor 1. Gene Ontology annotation, cellular component: chromatin; nucleus. The transcript is spliced from 7 exons. The record is from RefSeq and is a predicted model, not a curated record. NCBI's taxonomy places the organism in Eukaryota, Fungi, Basidiomycota, Agaricomycetes, Polyporales, Sparassidaceae. Bases 1 to 2319 code for a protein of 772 amino acids. Gene Ontology annotation, biological process: chromatin remodeling; regulation of DNA-templated transcription.